CAAAGAAUCCAUCCAUCCAACACACACAUGCACGCAGGCACCGAGGCACAUACACAUGUUCACAGACACAGCGCAGUUGUGGGAAAUGUGCAAAUUGUAUUAAAAAUUCGCCUGAAAGUAAAUAAGUUGAGCACAAAAUAAGUGAAAUAAUCAGAGGCUGAAAAGGCCAAAAGCCAGCCGAAAUACUAAAAAACGUGUGCAAUUUUGCAGUGCUUUUGGCUGUGUGUAUAUCGUUGUGUUCGUGUAGUGUGAAAAACGAAAAGCCGGCUCAGCAGGAGGCGAAAAACAUUUUCCAAACGCAUCAGAUGUAAAUGAGAUGCCGUCGCGCCGGCAGCAGAGGCAGCAGCAAGCAAAACCACGCCGACAUCGCCUCCGGAAAUAUCAGGAGCCCCAGCAGCAUCUGAUUAUCAAGUGAAAAGUGGAGCGGGAAUUCAAUACGUUCGAUACAAUUGAUAAGUUGAUAAGACAACAAGGGAGAAAAGCAAACUAAUUUAAGGGAACAGAAAGGGAUAUCUAAUAGUUUCGGAGGGGAACACUCGCCGCGCAUCCAAGAUGAAGCGACGCAACGCGGAUUGUGGCAAACUUCGGCGGCCGAUUAAGCGCAACAAAAUCACAGAGGGAAUGUACGGCAGCACAACAGUUCUGUACAUGAAGUUUCUGAUCCUUUGGGCCAUUGUUAUGGUUGCUGACUUUAUGUUUAUGUUCCGCUUUGAGUUCUUGUGGCCAUUCUGGCUGCUCCUCCGCUCCGUGCACGAUUCCUUUAAAUACAAGGGAUUGGCAUUCUCCGUGCUGUUCGUGUGCAUAGCGAUAACGUCGGAUCUGGUCUGUUUGUUCUUCAUACCCGUUAACUGGCUGCUCUUCGCUGCCAGCACAUAUGUCUGGGUGCAGUACGUCUGGCACACAGAUAAGGGGAUCUGUUUGCCGACCAUAAUACUCUGGAUGUUAUUUGUCUACCUGGAGGUGGGCAUACGAUGGAAGGACAGUCGCCACAUGCCGCACUUGGAUCUCUGCCGGCCGUUCGCAGCGCACUGCAUUGGCUAUCCGGUUGUCACGCUCGGAUUUGGCUUUAAAAGCUACGUGGGCUACCGCAUGCGCCAGCGCAAGCAGCGCGAGGUGGCCAAGGACAACGAGUUCUACAUGCAGCUCCUGCAGCAGGCUCUUCCCGCGGAAGAGGCGGCCGAGGAGGCGGCUGCGGGGGCGACAGCCCAAUCCAGCACCGUCGUGGUGGCCAACGGGUCUGCCACAACGUCGGCUCUGGUCUCAUCAUCCGGAGCACUGGCGGCGAACGGCAUAUUGGCCACUGCCACGCAAGCACAAAACCAUCAUGAGCAUCAUCACAGCGGCGGCGCCGGCGCCAGCAGCAGCAGCUCGAGCAAUAGUAAUCAUCACCAUCACCACCAUCAUAGUAACAGCAGUGACAGCAAGGACAACAGCGCAGGCGACAGCAUAACGGCGGCCGCAUCGUCGUCAUCAGCAGCGUCUUCUGCAACGGGAGCCGCGGCAGCUGCUGCGUCAGCGUCCACCUCAUCUGGCUCCUCGUCGUCGACGGCGGCGGGCAAGCAGGCGUCGGCGUCUGCCGCAUCCACGGCCACAACAGGUGCAGCAACUACUUCUUCCACUCCCGUCUCAGCUCUUUCUGCUUUGGCUCCAAGUUUGGCGACGCAGCAGCACCAACAUCAGUCGGGGACCGCAGCAUCCCCGGCUACUUCUUCUGCCCGUUCUUCCUCCUCUACUUCCGACGGUGCCGAUGCUGACGGUUGUUGUGGUGCAACCUCCAAUGGUCACGCUGGUGGUUCAAGGAACCAUCGACGCAGCAUGGACAAGGAUAAGCAUCGCAACAAGGGUGACGCUGUUGAUAACGAGCACAACAAUGGAACGCGACACGGGGGUAAAAAUAGCAGCAACAACUAUCACCAGGUCGAUAGCGGCGCUGCCACAGCAACCACAACAGUAACAGCUACAUCAAGUAAUAGUAAGGAUAAGGAUAAGGAGAAGUCAGACUGGGAUAGUAGCACCAACUAUCCACAACAACAGCAGCAGGGGGGAAAGGAAAAGCACGACAAAAAGUCUAGCAACGCUGUUCCCAAUGGAAAUGCUAAUCACAUUGAAGUCGAGGAAACUGCCAGUGUGGAGCCAGCCCCACCUGCUGAAAAGGCGCCCAAGGGUCGACGAAAUCGAGGCAAAAAAGAUAAUGCAGCAAAGGACAAUCACAGCCAUCAGCAGCAGCUGGCUCAGCAACAAAAGGAUAAGGACAAGGAGAACACAGCCAACAACAAUAACGACGCUAGCUCGGUAUCAUCUUCGGCGAGCUCCACAUCGAGCAAUGCCAUCGCGCACUUGGCCAGCAAGGUGGUCUCCAAGAUCUGUGAAACAUGCCUCAAAUUAGAGGCUGAUGUGAAAAAAUACCGCGCUGAAAUAAGCCACAUGAAGCAAAUCGAAAACGAAUUGCGCCAGAAGCUGGAUGUUAAUCUCACCAGCAAAUCAGCGCUGCAGGCAAAGCAGAAGGAGUGUGACGAGCUGGAGAAGCGUAUCCAAGAGCUGAACAACGCCCGACACGCCGAUAUGCUCAACUUGCAGACAGUGGAGCGGCGACUCAACGAGGAGCGCCGCCAGAAGCAAUCCCUGGACUCUCAGCUGUCCAACGAAAAGAAGGCUCGCAAGGUGGCCGAAGAGAAGGCAGCUCGGCCCGAGUGCAGCUCACAGUGCAAGCAGCGGCGCCAGCAGAUGGAUGAUGAGCAAAAGCGACUGCGUGGUGACCUCAAGCAGACAGAGGAAGGGAAGCAACUUGCCGUUGAGCAUGGACGAAAAUUGGAACAAGAGUACCGCAUGCUGGAGGCCAAACUACGGAAUCGCGAGUCGUCGCAGCCUGACCCUGAAAUGCUAUUGAACGCCCUUGCUGCCAUGCAGGACAAGAACGCAACGCUGGAGAAGAAUCUAUCCGCAGAGACGAGAGUCAAGCUGGACUUGUUCUCGGCUCUGGGCGCUGCCAAGCGUCAGAUUGAAAUAUCUGAUAACCAUCGUCGCUCCAAGGAGGAUGAGGUCAUUGAUCUCAAGGCAAAGAUUGCCCAACUUCUGGCAGUGAUGCCAGACAACUUGUGCAUGAACACAGGCCCACAUGGACCGGCAAGCAGCAUUCUGCGCAUGAACGACACGCCGCCGCUGCAGUCGGGUCCUGGACCGUCCUCGCCCAUGCUCAGCCUUAGUGCUGCGCAGGAGUACCAGCAGCAUCAGCAGCACCAACAGCAUCAACAACAUCAGCAGCAUCAGCAACACCAGCAACACCAGCAGCAUCAGCAGCAGCACCAACAACAGCAUCAGCAACAUCAGCAACACCAGCAACAUCAGCAACAUCAGCAGCAUCAGCAACAUCAACAGCAUCAACAGCAUCAGCAACACCAGCAGCAUCAGCAGCAGGGUGGAGGUGGUCCCGUCUCUCAGCAGCAAAUGGUACCAGUCAGCGUGGCUGCUGCCUUUCAGGUUGCUGCAGCCAAUGCUGCUGCCGCCAACGGAAAUGGGGGCUCAACGCUGGAUCCCAAUGCUAGCGUGUACACGCCCAAAACAGGCAACAUGAUGGUGGUGUCGCCGGUGGGCAUGAACCCCAAUGGGGGGGAUGCCUGACGCCAUCAGCAGCAGCAGCAGUCCUUGACGUCGUCGUCGUCAUCGUCCUCGCACCAGCAUCUACGACGACAAGUUUGAGAUUAUUAUACUUUAUAUGAAUUAGGGAAAGCAAACGCAAACAACCGUCGCCACAGCAAACGAUGAGCAGCCCGAUAACCGGUGCCGGAUCCAAGAAGUUUGCAUACAAUAUCUGAAUGUCCGUAAUAUGAAUAAGCAGUUUCCUUUAAAAUUUAAAAACCGCCACAGAAGCGCAGGCAGCACUGAUGAAUGCAGCUCAAUAUUGCUGAAAAUUUCCUGUUUCACGUUUUCAAAAUCUCUUACCAAAUCAGUUUCCUCAUUGAAUUCGGCAUUCCAAUUGAAAUUAUUUUUGAAGGCCUUUAUGACUCACACCAAUUGAAAAUUUUCAACUCAUUCAACCCACUGUUUUAAAUCGGCUGCCCCGCCAACACAACCUACACACACAUUCAGUAUCUCCCUCUAACACGAAAAGUAAAUGAUUACUUUAACAAGAUGAUUUGAAAACUCGAAUCACAUUUGAAAACAAUAAGAACAGAACACAAAUUUCUAAAAAUAAUAACAAAAUGAAAAUGGCGAUUCGUAUUUUUAAUUGAUGAAGAAUGCUAAGGAACUUUUUGUAAUCCUUUGUACAAUGUUUUUUAUUUUUACCAAACGCUGUGAGAGAGUUGGACCAACCUUAGUGAUGGCCUUUGAUCUUGGGGAGAUGGCAUUUGCAAACGUGCCCUGCUUGACCUCUGCCCCUUGGUUCAAUGGAAUAUUUUUGAAGUCUGCGCCCUUGAUUUAUUAUCUCAUUAAAUUAUUUUUGUUAUAAAACCUUAAAUGUAUGCUAUAAUUUAGAACUUAUCAUUUUUGAAACACAAACAUCAAACGAAAAUCGAUUUUCUUUUAAGUUUUAAUUUAUUUUUGUUUAGUUCUGCUGUUCCUAAGAAAGAAAAAAUCGAAAACAAAAGAAAUACUUUGGUUUAUUUACGAGAAGUAAAACGUCGACUAUUUUGUUUAAUAAUAAAAUAACCUUUCGCUGCAAGAAGCAAGUACA
Molecule: messenger RNA, 4672 nt
Organism: Drosophila rhopaloa
Lineage: Eukaryota; Metazoa; Arthropoda; Insecta; Diptera; Drosophilidae
Product: macoilin
Exons: 11
Coding region: 553-3618 (1021 amino acids)
Biological process (GO): chemotaxis; neuronal signal transduction
Cellular component (GO): rough endoplasmic reticulum membrane; nuclear membrane
Molecular function (GO): microtubule binding
Source: RefSeq, a predicted model, not a curated record